GCCAUCCACAAGUCACGCCAACUCAUACGUAACUCAUUCCGUCUUUGGCUGUCGAAACCAGAUGCAAAUUAACGAUGGCAAGUCUGCAUAGCAAGCAUUUAAAUUUCCUGUUCGUGACCACUGCGGCUUCCAGUGUUUUCUUGUCCGAGGUUAUGCUUCAGAUCCUUUGUUAAUGUUUUCUUUUUUUAUUUAACCCAAGCACAGAAAUCAAUCAAGCACGAAGUAUUCCAAAUAACGUCACGGCGUAUGGACACACGGCUGAGACGGUCAAUCGAAAAUCGGAAACGUUUUGGGACUCCCAGCAACUCCAACGAAGACGAAAAUGCAGCCGUUAUCGGAGAAAACGACAAGCUGGAUGAACGUGUUGUGUUUUUAUAUGUUUGGGACGCUUAGUUUCUUCAACCAGGAGUUGUUAUUUAUCGCAUCGCAGGACAUUCUUAGCGGCCGAAAACUUCCAACAGCUACUAUACUUGUGUGUUUUGUAACCCCAUUGAUGAUUACCAAAAUACUUGCUCCCUGGUUUGUACAGAGAAUACCUUAUGUGGUAAAGACUUGUGUUAUCGCGCUCGACAUGGCCCUUGGGCUAACGUUGAUCGUUUUUGUUGAAAACAUGGAAGUGAAGUUAUUGGGAAUUUGUCUGAAUGCAAUGGCUACUGGAAGUGCCGAAGUUGUUUUCCUUGGACUUAGUUCGUUUUAUCAGCCGGUUUGUAUCAGUUCGUACGUAGCAGGAACAGGCAUGGCUUCGCUCUUCUCGCCUCUAUAUUACAAUGGUAAGAAAAUUUUAUUCGCUUACAUUCUCAAUAUACUCAUGCAAAUACUGGGAAACCGACGCGCUUGAAAACAAAUCAAGUGUGAAAGGAGAGUGCAGUGUCACUUAGGGUGGGCAUGGGGGCAGGAGAUUCAUGAUAUUUUAAGAGCGCAAAUAGUCAUUAUUCCUGAAGAAAAGAAAUUUUUUACUCCCUUAGAUAUUUGACUUUUCGGUGACAGUAAAAAGGGAAAUCAGUUGGCGGAAUGGUCUGAAUAAUGCAGAAUGUAAUUUAUGCAAAACGUCUCAAAGCGGAAAACAUUUUUUCGGCGCCGGGUGAGGGGGUUGGGGGGAUGGGGGAUGGAGAGAGGGUGGCACUUCCUAGAUCCUAUGAUAGCCCACACGGGAAGGCUCCGUCUGAAAGGGGUACCUUUUUGAAGCUUCAGUUUUAUCAAAAGGUCGGUAAUUCUCGAGUUGAAAAAUACGAUUGCGUGGGAAAAUCAGUCAUUUAAGUAUUCAAAAGGUCCUUUAAUCAAAGUGUUUCGAAAAGGCGGACUUAUGGCUUUGUCAUUUUGAUUUAUUAAGCGACACUGUAAGACUUCCUAUUUGAACUAUUCAUUCUUGGUAAGUUGGUAAGUUAGAGAGGUACCAUUUUUCAAUGGAAGGUAUACGAAAGGGCCGGUCCCUUUUCUGCCAAAAAUCGUAUAUAAAAGGGCAAGGGAUUGGACUUUGGGGGGGAGCCCCCCGUAUUGAAUUCGCUGAGUAGUCCCCCCGGGUUUCGACAGCACAUUAUAUAAGCCUGCGUGCAGACGUUUCUUAUCAUAGUUUCCUUUGCUGUAAAUAGAAGACGUCAGCAGGCACGCUUUUAAGGAACGACCAGGCUUUUUAAAAGUUUAUUCGAGCACAAGGAUUCAAACAGACGCAGUUUACCUAAAGUUUAAUAUAAUCAUAGAAAAUGACCGAAGUACGGGCUCAAACGAGAAUGUUAGGUAACUAAAGACUAUUUUUGAAAAACUGGGGCCUCGAGUCAAGCAAGCGGGUAUUGAAAGGAGUUAUUGAACGUGUAUGAGGACGACUCAAAACUUAAGUUCAAUACAGACGACGCCAAAAUUAUGGUAUUCUAAAUAAUCUUGCCUGCGGCUACGGAUAACUUGAUGAGAUUGUUAUGUCGCCGGGUACUCAAAAUCAUAAUAGGCUCCUGUGUGAGAAUGAAUAAUUACGUACUUGAUAAGGUAACCUUUGACAAAAGAGGAAUGAUCUAGAUGAAAGAGAGCUGUUCCUCUGUAGAUUGGCUUUUUCCAUGGGAAUCGUCGUUUGUAUUUGAAUUUUAUAACAGAAUGUAUAGUGGAACCUCGAUAUAACGAAGGGCCAAGGGACUGGCAAAAUAUGUUCGCAAUAACGAGGUUUCAUUUUAUGGAGGUUCUUUUCCAUAUAUUUUACUAUUUUGGGGAUAAUUAAUUCGAGGUUUCACGUUUUAAAAAAAAUGACUUUGAAAUGGCUCGAGAAGCGAACGGCAGGCUGUCUACUAAACAAAAAAAACACAAGGUAGUCAUUUUUAUUUCGAAUCUUUUCAAAACGAGGAAUUUACUACGUAUUUUAUUUACUCCUGUCUAUUCUCUUAUAGAAAUUCAAAUUCGAACGACUCUCAUCUUGGCCAAACUGUAAUCACUGGUCUCUCCCCGUAGUCUCUUCUUCCGUUUGUUUUACAGAUUGUAUCUUUUUUUCUUUUUCUGUAGCUCUCACAACAUGGAGCUGUGUCUCACCUAAGACCGCUAUAAUGAUCACAAUUCCUUUCCCUGCAUUAUGGUUGGUAUUUUACGCUAUUUUAGACAAGAGCUACAUUUCGAAUGGGCCACAAAGCGCUCAAAAGCGCACGGAAAUAAAGUACACGUCCCUGAAAAACUCACCUGACGAGUCAGCGAACCGGCCAACUACGAUAGGCGGAAUAUUCUCAUGCACAGAACAGUUGCGCAUCGCAUUCAAAAUUCUUCCUUUUAUCCUCUCACUAUUUCUAAGCUUCUUCGCGGAGUAUUUGUCAAAUUCGUCCGUUAUCACCAGCGUCGCAUUCCCUGACUCAAGGCUGCAUCCAAGAGACCACUUUCUCAUAUACUUUCUAUCAUACAUGCUGGGCAAGUUCGUGGGUAGAAGUCAUCUUUUUAUAUUUUCUUUUCUGUCUCCCGAGGCAACGGAGUUCCUGAUGUGUGACAAAACCUGGAUAUUUGCAGGUUGGUAUUAAUUAUAAAAUAUUACAGGGUUGGGACGGAUUGCAACACUGACCUCUACAGCUCCAUGAUAUUAGGAUUCAUUAACUAGAACAAUAAAUCACACGGAAUUUGGAACAAUUCAAAAAAUGAAGAAGUUGUUUAAGUGACGGGUCCAUUAGGGCUUUACGUUGCAAUAGUCCCCAAGGUUUUCUCCUUUUCCCGCCGCCAUAUUGGAUAACGAGAAGAGCCUGGCGACCAGAUUGGUCGCAAUAGUUGAAUUGCCGGCACUUUGUUCCAUCCUUAUAUCAGUAGAAUGCCCAAAAAGGGCCGAGUGAAUAGGCCAUGUCCGAGUUCCCCCGGGCUUCUGUUUCAAAAUGAGGGUAGGUGCUCAGCCCUCGGAUAUGGAUCAUGGAAAUCAUUUUUCAUUGUCAUGCAAAUAAUUAACUCAUUUUCACAGUAAAGGUUGCGCACCUAGCCUCAUUUUGAAAUCAAUAGAGCAGUGCUAAAAUUUGUUGAAUGAAGGACAUCUACUGCAAAGAUGUUGUUUAGUCUCCACAUGCGUUUAUUAUUAACCCACGAACGCGUUUCUGUUUUCCGGCUAAUCUUGGUGCAGCCUGCGAAUACAGCCGUUUCUCCUUGCUCCUCGUCGCUAAGGACGUUUCGUCCCUGGCGGCGAGGAGCUAGGAGAAACGGCUGUAUUCGCAGGCUGAUCUUGGUGGCGAAGCUUGCGUGGCAGGCGCGAAAAAUGAAGGGGCUGGGAGGUAACUAGUGAAAAAAGUACUAUUAGUGAGAUGGAGUCAAACUUUAUUUGCUACUUUUGGAUCUCUUUUACUGUUUUUACAUUAGAAGAGAGGGGACGGGGGCGGUGUCCAUAUCCCCCUUCUAACAACUGAAACUUUUUUUCCUCAAUAAGGCCUAGUCUCUUCACAUGUGCCGAAUUAAGUAAUAAUGAGUAAAAUCUGUAGUUCUCGCUUAUUUGCAUUAGAUUCGGAACAUGUGAAAUGCGACGUUUUACCCGGGCCUUCGACCUCGAAUUUAGGCUAAAUUCGGUUCAUAUAUCGUAAAUAUUUAAACCUUAGGAUGUUCAAGAAUUUUGCGCACAUUUUAAUAUUUUCAAGAAUUAACUUCCCGGUUAUUGCUGUUUCAGCUUUGGAAAUGGGACACCUGUUGUUUUUUCUGUUUGAGUCUUGGUACCACUUUCUUCCGUCUAUUUGGAUAAUGGUUGUCCUGUGCUCUACCUUGGGCCUCGUCGCCGGAAUUAUAGUAGUACAGUCGCCCCAUGCCGUCUCGCGAAAUGUUUCGCCCGAGGAGAAAGAGUUUGCCCUGGGACUGCUAACUAUUGGUAAUGGUGUAGGAGGAUUUUUGGCUGGUUUGGUUGGUUUGGCUGUGGAACCAUACCUCACAAACGAAUGCAAAGUGCAUUUCUCCGCUACUAAAGAAUUCUGCUUUACGAGGCUUCGGAAUGCUACAGGAUGGGAGAAAAACUUUCAUUGUUAAUUUUUUAUCUUAACGUCUGGUUUCCCGAGUAUCGUCCUGAUCUGCCUUCAUAUAACGCGCACUGCGCGGGGUCUCGAGGGGAAUGCUAGGGAGUGUUCCUGGGGCAGGAAUGCGUGACGAACCCCAAAGAACGUCUGCGUGAGAGGCUACAUGACGAUUGGCCAGUUCCAGUAUCCAAGAGAGUAUCGCAGUCGUGCAAUAAAACGUGAUCGCGCGCGUCUUGUUUUCGCUUAGCUGUUUUAUUUUCGCUGCGUCCCUACUCUCCGAGAGCCUGGUACAGGCUUACUGACGAUGAACCACUAUCUACCCCUGCGAUGCCCCCCCCGGGGGGGGGGAUACUCAACAAAUGUUUCUACAGGGAGGCUCCUUCCCGAGGUUCCAUCCCCUUACCCUUUUAUAUACCAUUUUUCAACUAAUGAAAUCCGUACCCUUUCAUAUACCUGAGGCCUGAAAAAGGUACCCCUUUCGGGCUGAGCCUCCCCGUAUAGGGAAUCAUAGGGAGUACUCCCCCCGGGCUGUGAUUAACUUAUUGAAUAGAUGAACAUCAGUCUCUAUUGCUUGUUACUGAGUAGUUUUGUAAUAAUUGGACCAAAUGCUGUUAAGGAAUAAAAGCAUUACGGUCUCUGACUAGCAUUUUUAAUAAAAAUAUGGAGAAAAAUGAAGGCAGCUUGUGUUGAAGGUUCCUACCGAGUAUUUGUCUUAUAAUCAUUCAUUUUUCCCCGAACUCACACAUAAAAUCACAUAAACCAUUAUC
Porites lobata is the source of this 5200-nucleotide messenger RNA. Lineage: Eukaryota; Metazoa; Cnidaria; Anthozoa; Scleractinia; Poritidae. The record is from the annotation of a GenBank genome assembly.